AUGGGCGGCGGCGGCGGCGGCGGCGGCGGCGGCGACGACGCGCGCCCCGCGCCGUUGCUCGGGUCCGACGCCUCGGUGACCAUCGACGCGGGCGGCGCGUACGGCACGGGCGCGGACGCGCUCGAGUCCUACUUCGGCGGCGGAUCGGCGGCGGCCGCGGCGUCCACCGCGGUCGGCGACGGCGGCGCGGGUGGAGACGCCUCUCUCGGAGCGCGCGCUCGCCGCCGCCGCCGCGCGUCGUCGUCGUCGUCGUCGUCGUCGCGAUGGUGGUGGUCGUCCGCGGCGUCGUCGUUCGAUCCGCGCCGAGCGGCGACGCAUCCCGCGCUCCUCGGCGCGACGAUCCUUUUCGUCGCCGGCGCGAUCGUCGGGACCGUCGCGUCGCCGGCGAUCUCGUCGUUGGGGGUCGCGAAGCUCGGCGGCGGCGUCGCGCCGCUCGCGACGACGACGACGCGCGCGACGCCGACGCCGGCGACGAUCCGUCGUGGUUCGAAAUUGACGCCCGGCGACAACAUUCAUCAUCGAAAGAAAAAGGACGACGACGACGACGACGACGAUUCAUCAUCAGACUCGGACGACGCGUUGAAGAAGGCUAAGGACGACGCGUUCAAGGCCAACGUCGUGGACAUGCUCCAGAACAUGGCGCACGGCGCCGGCGCCGGCGGCGGCGACCGCGGCGCGGCGUUCGAGGACGUCCGAACGUUGCUCCGCGCGCCGGAGCCCAACGUCUCGAGCGUCGUCCGCGAUCUCGACGCGCUCCCCACCGCGGAGGAUCCCCUCGACGCGGACCGACCGCAGCGCCCGGGCCGUACCGCGCCGGACCUGAAGAUGGGCUACCUUCAGCGCCCGUCCAUGCGCGGCGCGCUCCUGACGUUUAUCUCCGAGCGCAACGUCUGGGUCGUCAGCGCGAAGGGCGGGAACGCCGUCCGCGUGUCGUCGUCGGACGCGCACGACAACUCGCCAAAGGCGCGUCCAUGUUUACACUGGUCCCCAUACGGCCGCGUUGGCGUGCUCUCCGACGACGGCGGGACCAUCGCGUACGUCGCGGCGUCGAGCGACGGCCACGAGGUGUUCACCGUGCCCACCGCGGGCGGGACGCUGACUCGGGUGACGUACGGCACCGGCGCGGUCAAGCUCGAGGGGUGGACGCGCGACGGGAACGGGCUGAUCGUCGUCGUCGCCGACGCGGCGUCGCCGAACGGGGAGCCGACGCUCGCGACGAUCGCCGUUCGCGGCGGCGGCGGCGGCGGCGCGCUCGGCGACGUCAGGCCGCUGCCGUUCGCGCGCGCGCACGGCGGGACGGAGGACCAGAUGGGGUGUUACGUCUUCUACGAGAUGAAGCAAUCGAGCGCGACGAAGCGCUACGAAGGCGGCGAGCAGUCGCGCUUGUGGCGGUGGUGCGACGGCGACGAAGAGGCGAAGUGCCUGUGGCCGGAGACGUUCAGGCGCGUUCUAUACACUGGUUCCCAUACGACCCUGUCGGCGUGGUGGACGCCGUUUCUUAAGGACUUUACUUCCCGGCGUCUCUCUCCGCCCAGGGUCCCUCGCUUUCAAUCCCGACACACCUCGACGCCUUUCAACUCCGCUUCUGACGCCUUUCAACUCCACCCCGACUUCGCUUCGUGUGGACCCUCGACCCUCAGCAAGCGCGGGUCGUGGUCGCCGAAGACCUCGAAGGCGUUCCCCGACCGCGUGUUCUUCCUCAGCGACCACAACGGCGUCGCGAACGUGUGGGUCAUGGGUUUGGACGGGGCGUACCCGACGCAGCUGACGCGCGAGUGCGGCAUGGACGUGAUGGAGUUUGACAUCGACGGCGACGACGUCGUGUAUCGCGUAGGCGCGGGGUUAAAAAAAUUCUCCGUCGUCGCCGGCGGCGACGCCGUCGGCGGCGGGCCGGUCAUGAAGAUCGCGAGAGGCCAGAAAGCGCUGCUCGGGACGCCCGUGCAAAUCUCGCUCGUGUCCGAGUUCAAGCACGCGUCCGUGAGAAACCUCCCGGAUCCGAUGCUCGACUUGCAAGAGGCGGCGCUUUCGUUCACGGGGGAACACGCCGCGCUCGUGAUCCGCGGGCAGAUUUUCUACGCGCCGCUACACCCGGAGCUCGGGACGCGCGUCGAAAAGGUCACGUCCAACGACGGCGCGGUGCGAUACAAGCACGCGCAGUUCGUGCGGAACACGGACGCGCGGGAUAACGUGCGCAUCAUCGCGAUGUCGGACGCGUCGGGCGAGUACGAGUACGUCUUGCUCGAACGCGGCGGCGGCGGCGGCGGCGGCGGAGGGGGCUCGUCGGCGUCGACGCUCGGCGGGCCGUGGAGCGAGACGCAGAUCACGGUGGGGGGGACGAUCAGAGGCGUGAUGUCGCACAGCGACGUCUCCCCGGACUUGUCGACGCUCGUGUACGACGACACGAGCGGGGCGAUCACGGCGCUGAAUUUGAACGCGACGGCGGCGAACUCGUACGAUUUUAAAACGCGCGACGCGCCGGUCGACGACGAUUCCGCGUACGAGGACGGCGACGGCGCGGCGAACGCGACGGCGGCGGGCGGCGGGAUGCUGGGCCCCGGGAUGAUGCCCAUCGUGAUCGCCGCGCCCGGCGCGGGCGGCGGCGGCGGCGCGGCGUCGCCGUUUACGGCGGGACGGGGGCCCGGGGGGGCGCGUCGCGGCCGCCGCCGCCGCGCGGGCGGUUUCCCCUCCUCCUCCUCCUCCUCCUCCUCUAGGGCGGUUUCAUCUCUAGGGUUUCGACGCGAUCACGAGCUGACGCGGCAUCUGUCCUCCGGCGGCGGCGGCGCGAGCGCGAGCGCGACGCGCCCGCGCCCGCGCGCGAGGGACAUGCACCACGGCAGGCUCGGCCGCGCCCCGCCGUCCGGCGGGUUCGACGCGCUCUUCACCUCUUCCCGCGCGGGGUUAGGCGCCGACUCGGACCAACCCGCGCCGCCGCCGCCUCCCGGCGACGGCACCGGUAUCGCGCGCCCGCGGAACGUGAUGAGCGGUCUCCGCCCGCGCGCCGCGGGCGAGUACGCGUGGUCCCCGGACAGCGCGUGGCUCGCGUUCGUCGCGUCGGACGACACGGAAUUUUCCUCCGUCUACGUUUGGAACGUCGCGGAGAAUAACGUCACGCGGGUGACUGAAAACUCGUACAACGCCGCAGAGCCGACGUUCACGCCGGACGGCCUGUUCCUCUACUACCUCAGCGACGCCGCGAUCGAGUCCGGGUCCGCGUCGCCGUACGGCGCGCGCGGCUCGGAGCCGAACGUUCAGAACGAGCAACGACUGAUGUGUCUGCCGUUGCGCGCCGGGUUCGCGUGCCCGUUUCACGGCGGCGACGAGCUGAACCCUCACGGCGGCGUCGCGUUCGACCCCUCCAUCGGCGCGCGGUUCAAGACGAAGAUUCACUUCCCCGGGAUCGAGAAGCGCGCGGUCGCGGCGCCGUUCGUCCCGAAGCGCGCGUACGCCGGACUGAAAGUUUUGGGCGACGGGCGGACGUUCAUCGCGGAGACCAAGGCGCGUUCUAUACACUGGUCCCCAUACGACCGCGUCGGUGUGGUGAACGCCGAUGACGUCGGCUGGUAUUUGGUCGUCGUCGACAUCGUCGCGGGCACGUUCGCGCCGUUCUUCCCGGACCCGAUCGCGACGAUCGUGUCCGGCGACGGCGAGGUGGUCGUCCUCGCGACGGACAAAGGGCUCGCGUUGUUUUCCGCGCGCGCGAUCGCGAUGGCGGGGCGAGGCGUGCCGCAGGAGCAGCUUUUGCAUUCGGCGCAACUCUGGAACCCCCCGCCCGCGUUCACGGUGUCCGUGAACCCUCGAAAGGAGUGGAUGCAGAUGUACGACGAGGCGAUGCGGAACAUGCGAGACGCGUUUUACGACCCGAACAUGCACGGCGUGGACUGGGCGGCGACGACGGAGACGUAUCGACCGUUGGUGUACAAGAUGACGCACAAGAGCGACUUGCGCGACGUCUUGACGCAAGCGUUCGGGGAGCUCUCCGUGCUCCACGUCUUCAUCUCCAUCCGCGACGACGACGAAUUUCUCGACCGCCGCCCCGGCGGAUCGCGGGGAUACGGAUCCGCGGGGGCCGGCGCGAACGCGGGACGCCCGUCCGCGUGCCUCGGCGGCGUGCUCGUCCCCAACGUCGAACGCGGCGGGAUGGAGAUCUCGCGUGCGUUCGACGGCUCCGGCGUGUUGAACGCGCUCGAGUCGCCGCUCGUCGCCGUCGGCGUGGACCUCCGACCGGGCGACGUCAUCACCGCGGUGGACGGCGCGCGGCUGAACGCGAGCCUCCCGCGCGUCCCGAUCGCAGUCGCGCUCGACCGAGCGAUGAUCGGGAAGGCGGGCGCGCAGGUGUUGUUGGAGAUCGACGCGGCGGCGCGCGACGACGACGACGACGACGACGACGACAUCUACGCCGCGAUGGCGGGCGGCGGCGGCGGGCUCAUGGACGGCGGGCUGAUGAACAUGUUCGGCGGCGGCGGCGGCGCGGGAGGCGGCGGCGGCGGCGCGGGGGGGAUGCCGAUCGUGAUCAUGCCGGGAGGAGGAGGAGGCGGCGGAGGCGGCGGCGGGGAUCCGGGGCAUCCGAGCGGGUUGCCGACGGCGUCGCAGCGCUCGCGCGCGCGGCGGACGCGCGAGAUGUUCGCGGACGCCGCCGCGGCUCUGGGCGGGGACUCCCCCCGCCGCCGCAAAAAGAACCACUCUAAACUCCGCGGCGGCGCCGUCGGCGCCGUCGUCGCGACGCCCUUCGACCACCAGAACUGCAGCGACCUACGCGCCGCCGACGCGGUUCGCGCGCGGAGAGCCUACGUCAAAUCGCGCGCCGACGACGACGUCGCGUACGUCUACCUAGGCGACAUGGAACAAGACGGCGAGGGCGGCAGCGCGUCUUUCGACGACUUCGCCUCGCAGUUUUACCCCGCGGUGCGCGCGCGAGGGAUGAUCAUCGACGUCCGACGCAACGCGGGGGGAAACAUCGACACGUGGAUCCUCGAGAGACUCUUGCGCGCCGCGUGGCUCUUCAACGCCGAGCGUUCGGGCCCGCCGGACGUCACGAUGCAGUACGCGUUCAGCGGCGAGGUCGUCGUGCUCGUCGACGAGCGCACGUCUUCCGACGCCGAGAUCUUCGCGCUCGCCGCGCGGCGGCUCGGCGUCGGGACCGUGAUCGGGCAGCGGACGUGGGGCGGCGCGGUUGGAUACAGCGGCGACGCGGAGCUCGCGCUCGUCGACGGAUCAGGUGCGUUCUGA
Molecule: messenger RNA, 5226 nt
Organism: Micromonas pusilla CCMP1545
Lineage: Eukaryota; Viridiplantae; Chlorophyta; Mamiellophyceae; Mamiellales; Mamiellaceae
Exons: 6
Coding region: 1-5226 (1741 amino acids)
Biological process (GO): proteolysis
Molecular function (GO): serine-type peptidase activity; protein binding
Source: RefSeq, a predicted model, not a curated record